AAGCCGGGCGACGUGUGCGUGCCCCGCGUGAGGCUCGGGGGCCAGAGACCAGACGCAGAGCUCCCCCGCCCUGAGUGUGUGGGGUGCCGGGGUGAGGGUGGCCGCGCACCCCUUCCCACCGCUCCAGGAUGUCCAUGAGGAGCCCCAUCUCUGCCCAGCUGGCCCUGGAUGGCGCUGGCACCAUGGUGAACUGCACCAUCAAGUCAGAGGAGAAGAAGGAGUCCUGCCACGAGGCCCCCCAGAGUUCGGCCACUACAGCUGAACCCCAGCCCUCCGACCCAUCCCGGGUCCCCCAGGAUGCUGCUGACCCCCAUGCUUCAGCUCAGGACUGUAGUUCUCCAGAGCGUGACGGGUCCCCAGAGCCCAAGAGACCCGGAGCCUCUGAGGCUGCUUCCGGAAGCCAGGAGAAGCUGGACUUCAACCGCAAUUUACAGGAGGUGGUGCCCGCCAUCGAGAAACUGCUGUCCAGUGACUGGAAGGAGAGGUUUCUGGGAAGGAGCUCCGUGGAAACCAAAGAUGUCAAAGCAGGGACCCAAGAGAGCCUGGCAGAGAAGGAGCUGCAGCUUCUGGUCAUGAUCCACCAGCUGUCCACCUUGCGGGACCAGCUCCUGACAGCCCACUCAGAGCAAAAGAACAUGGCAGCCAUGCUCUUUGAGAAGCAGCAGCAGCAGAUGGAGCUGGCCCGGCAGCAGCAGGAGCAGAUAGCCAAGCAGCAGCAGCAGCUGAUUCAACAACAGCAUAAGAUCAACCUCCUCCAGCAGCAGAUCCAGCAGGUCAACAUGCCUUACGUCAUGAUCCCAGCUUUCCCUCCAAGCCACCAGCCUCUACCUGUCACCCCUGACUCCCAGCUGGCUUUGCCCAUUCAGCCCAUCCCCUGCAAACCAGUGGAGUACCCGCUGCAGCUGCUGCACAGCCCCCCUGCCCCGGUGGUGAAGAGGCCGGGGCCCAUGGCCGCCCACCACCCCCUGCAGGAGCCCUCCCAGCCCUUGAACCUCACAGCGAAGCCCAAGGCUCCUGAGCUGCCCAGCGCCUCCAGCUCCCCCAGCCUGAAGAUGGGCAACUGCGGGCCUCGCCCCCCCAGCCACGGGGCCCCCACAAGGGACCUGCAGUCCAGCCCCCCGAGUCUGCCUCUGGGCUUCCUUGGUGAAGGGGAUGCUGUCACCAAAGCCAUCCAGGAUGCUCGACAGCUGUUGCACAGCCACAGUGGGGCCUUGGAAAGCUCCCCCAGCACCCCCUUUCUCAAGGACCUCCUCAGCCUGGACUCCUCUCCAGCCAAGGAGCGGCUGGAGGACAACUGUGUGCACCCGCUGGAAGAAGCCAUGCUGAGCUGCGACGUGGACGGCUCUCGCCACUUCCCUGAGUCUCGGAAUAGCAGUCACAUCAAGAGACCCAUGAAUGCCUUCAUGGUGUGGGCCAAGGAUGAGAGGAGAAAGAUCCUCCAAGCCUUCCCGGAUAUGCACAACUCCAGCAUCAGCAAGAUCCUCGGCUCCCGCUGGAAGUCCAUGACCAACCAGGAGAAGCAGCCCUAUUAUGAGGAGCAGGCGCGGCUGAGCCGGCAGCACCUGGAGAAAUACCCCGACUACAAGUACAAGCCUCGGCCCAAGCGCACCUGCAUCGUGGAGGGCAAGCGGCUGCGCGUGGGCGAGUACAAGGCCCUGAUGAGGACCCGGCGCCAGGAUGCCCGCCAGAGCUACGUGAUCCCCCCACAGGCCGGCCAGGUGCAGAUGAGCUCCUCAGACGUCCUAUACCCUCGGGCAGCAGGCAUGCCCCCGGCACAGCCCCUGGUGGAGCACUGUGUCCCCCACAGCCUGGACCCCAACAUGCCUGUCAUCGUCAAUACCUGCAGCCUCAGGGAGGAGGGUGAGAGCACAGAUGACAGGCACUCGGUGGCCGAUGGCGAGAUGUACCGGUACAGCGAGGACGAGGACUCGGAGGCUGAAGAGAAGAGUGAUGGGGAGUUGGUGGUGCUCACGGACUGAUCCCAGCUGGCUGGGCCUGGCCCUUUCCUCACCGGGGAAGACCUUGGCCCCAACCCAAUGGGCACAGCCCGCCGGCCUGAACUCUGUUGGUACUUGGACUUGGGUAUGUCUGGAGAUGGGCAAAGCCGUGCACUUGUAGAUACAGAUACGUUCCUCUUCCCACCACACCUUCUGCACACCUGAGGAGCUGUCGGCCUCAGGGGUGGGGCUUGCAUGGCGGUGAUGAGCCGAGCCGGCUGAGCUCCUUGGCUCUUAGGGCUGAUGGCCAGGGACACUGGAUGACCCUUUUCUCUUGCAGGUCUACCCACCUGGGGGGUUGGCAGCUAUACACCUGUCUCCCCGGGUCACAUGCUUUGUUCCCAUUCUUGUCCUGGCUGGACCAGCCACCAUGGGACCAACACCCCCUCCCACACUCCCCUAGAUCACUCCUCUGUCACCAGGAUCACUUUGUACUUUGUGCAAACAGGUCUGACUGUCCCUUGGGCGUCUUUAUCUCUGCUAAGCCCAUUGUGCCUCUGGCUGCUGUGUGUGAGCGCGUGCAUUUUCUCUGUUCAGUCAUUGCACAAGAUAUUUAUUGAGUGCCCGCUAGGUGCCAGGCACUGCUGCUGAGUCCCUGCAGAUGUCUCUUCCAUGCCACUCUUGCUUCUCUGGGGGCCUCCUCUGUGCUUCUCUUCGUCCCCAAAUUGCUACCUCUUUGUCUGGGUGUCUCAGGUUCCGUGUGUCCUGUGUGCAUUUCUCUGUCCUUGUCUUGCUGCAAGGCCCUCUUUCUCUCCCUUUCUCUAGCCCUGAACCCCACCCCACCCCCAGGCCCCCCUGGAUUCUCUGGGUCUCUGUAGGCCCCUGGACUGCCCUGGGCCGGCGGCCUCCCUGACUUCCUGCCUGCGUCUUCUCUCCCUCUGACUCUGCCAGUCAAUUCCCACAGAGCCUUUUUUAGCUCCCAGCAGCAUGAGAAUGUGCCUCCUCCUCCAAAGGCUUUGUCCUGAUGCCCCAGCCCCGGGGCCCAGCCUGUGUUCCAGGAGUGAGGCCAGGAGGACUGAUGGUCAGUGGCAGAGGCCCUGGAGGGGGGCCCCAGAGCAGAUGGUCCCCAUCCUCCCUCAUGAGCACUGGGUGGGUGGUGGGUGGGUGGCAUCCAGGCCUGCCACUCCCCGUCUGAUCCUCUCCCUGAUCCUGGGUUCUAGGGAACAGGUCUCAGCCCCUGUUCAGCUUCACAAGUUAUUUCCCUAAGAAAAUCAAAUCCCAUUGGCACCUAACUCCAAAGAGCUGGAACAGCCCUAGGAUCAGGGUGGUGACUCUAAUCCCACAGGGCCAGAGGUGGAGUCCCGUGCCUGCCUCCCGUUUUCUGCCCUCCCCAUCACCCCCACGUCUCUCCAGGCUGUUUCUUUUUUAUGACUGUAAACAUAGAUAGUGCUUUAUUUUGUUAAUAAGAUAACGAUGAGUAACUUAACCAGCACAUUUGUUUUCUGAUGGCAUAAUAAAGACAGACCAUUUCAGAA
Molecule: messenger RNA, 3472 nt
Organism: Ictidomys tridecemlineatus (thirteen-lined ground squirrel)
Lineage: Eukaryota; Metazoa; Chordata; Mammalia; Rodentia; Sciuridae
Gene: Sox13
Product: SRY-box transcription factor 13
Biological process (GO): regulation of transcription by RNA polymerase II; cell fate commitment
Cellular component (GO): nucleus
Molecular function (GO): RNA polymerase II cis-regulatory region sequence-specific DNA binding; DNA-binding transcription factor activity, RNA polymerase II-specific
Source: RefSeq, a predicted model, not a curated record